GAAACGUGAGGUUUCAUCAAUCUUCUGUCCACCACCAUCUGACUUUUUGUAUCCAUGGAUAAAAUAUAAAAUGCUAUAAUAAUAAAUAAAAAUAAUAAAUAUAAGACGGGAUGUGAGGAAUACAUAAAAAUCUUAUUUUGUACCCAUCUCUCGUCGUUACGAGAUAAAAGGGGGGAUCUCCUCUGAAACAAGAAUCUUGAUUUCAUCACUCGGGACACUACUGCUAGCAGCUCUUGGCAUCAGCACAAUGGCGUCCUCCGGGGUUGUUGGAUUCGUUGGUCUAGAUGAGCUCAGCUUGGAAUUGGCUGCUUCGCUCGUUCGCUCUGGCUUUCGGGUCCAAGCGUUUGAGAUAUACACGCCUUUGAUGGAGGGGUUUUUGAAGUUGGGUGGAGAUAAAUGUGGUACUCCUAUUGAGGCAGGAAAAGAUGCUGCAGCUGUAGUUGUAUUGAUCUCUCAUGCAGAUCAAAUAAACGAUGUAUUCUUUGGGAAUGACGGUCUUGCAAAAGGGUUGCACAAAGAUGCUGUUGUCAUCCUCCAUUCAACUAUAUCACCAACAUAUAUUCAGAAGCUAGAAAAGCGUCUCACAGAGGAUGGUGAGGUAGCUUUCCUUGUAGAUGCAUAUGUUUCUAGGGGUACAUCUGAGGCUUUAAAUGGAAAAAUCAUGAUCACGACCUCUGGGAGGUCAGAGGCAAUUGCAAAGGCACAGCCUGUUCUGUCAGCAAUGUGUGAAAAGCUUUACAUUUUUGGUGGUGAAGUUGGUGCUGGGAGCAAAGUCAAAAUGGUAAAUGAAGUUCUUGAGGGCAUUCAUCUUGUUGCUUCAACGGAGGCUAUUUUUCUUGGUACACUAGUAGGGAUUCACCCGUGGAUAAUUUAUGAUAUCAUUUCCAAUGCUGCUGGAAAUUCAUGGGUUUUUGAAAAUAAUGUUCCCUUAAUGCUAAGAGGCAACUAUACACAUCACUUCUCGAAUACUUUCGUUCAAAAUCUGGGAUUUAUUUUGGAUACAGCCAAGUCACUAACAUUUCCUCUUCCACUUCUAGCAGUGGCUCAUCAACAACUUAUUUAUGGGUCUUCCCGUAAACACAGAGAUGAUGACGACACUACUCUGGUUAAGAUAUGGGAGAAGGUAUUUGGAGUGAGUAUAACAGAUGCAUCUAAUGCAGAAUCUUACAGCCCUCAGCAGUUGGCUAGUCAAAUUACUGCUUCAUCAAAAGCUGUAAAGCGCGUUGGUUUCAUUGGUCUUGGAGCAAUGGGAUUUGGCAUGGCAACUAAUCUCUUAAGAUCAGAAUUUUGUGUUCUUGGUUUUGAUGUUUAUAAGCCAACUCUAUCUCGGUUUCUAGAUGCUGGUGGCUUGGUUGGGAACUCUCCUGCAGAAGUAUCUAAAGAUGUAGAUGUGCUUAUAAUCAUGGUUGCUAAUGAAGCCCAAGCUGAAAGUGUCUUAUAUGGAGAUCUUGGUGCUGUAUCAGCCCUUCCAGAUGGAGCAUCCAUUGUUCUUUCAUCUACAGUCUCACCUGGAUUUUUGACCCGACUAGAGCAACGUUUGCAAAAUGAAGGCAGGGAUUUGAAAUUGGUGGAUGCUCCUGUCUCUGGUGGUGUUAAGAGAGCAGCAAUGGGAUCACUUACGAUUAUGGCAUCAGGUUCAGAUGAAGCUCUCAAGUCUGCUGGUUCUGUACUCUCAGCCAUGAGUAAGGAGCUUUAUAUUAUUAGUGGUGGUUGUGGGGCUGGAAGUUGUUUAAAGAUGGUUAAUCAACUGCUUGCUGGAGUACAUAUAGCAUCAGCAGCUGAGGCAAUGGCAUUUGGGGCUCGGUUGGGUCUAAAUACAAGAUUGUUGUUUGAGUUCAUUACAAAUAGUGGAGGAACAUCGUGGAUGUUUGAGAACCGGGUACCGCACAUGUUAGACAAUGACUAUACACCAUACUCUGCACUCGAUAUUUUUGUGAAGGAUCUGGGUAUUGUGUCUCGUGAGUGUUCAUCUCAUAAAAUCCCACUGAAUAUUUCAACUGUUGCUCACCAACUUUUUCUGUCAGGGUCUGCUGCUGGCUGGGGUCGGAUUGAUGAUGCUGCUGUAGUUAAGGUGUAUGAGACACUCACAGGAGUUAGAGUUGAAGGGAAGCUUCCAAUUCUUAAGAAGGAAGAUGUCUUCAAAUCUCUCCCAUUGGAGUGGCCACGGGAUCCCAUUGAAGAUAUCUGUAGAUUGGGUCAGAAUGCAUCGAAGACUUUGGUUGUUCUUGAUGAUGACCCAACUGGAACCCAAACCGUUCAUGACAUUGAAGUCUUAACAGAGUGGAACAUUGAGUCACUUGUUGAACAGUUCAAGAAAAGAUCAACUUGCUUUUUUAUUUUGACUAAUUCUCGAUCUCUGAGUUCUGAUAAGGCUAUUGAAUUGAUAAAAGAAAUCUGCCAGAAUUUGGACACUGCAGCUAAGUCUGUUAAAAAUGUUGGCUAUACCGUGGUUCUGAGAGGGGACUCUACACUCCGUGGUCACUUCCCAGAGGAAGCAGAUGCAGCUGUUUCAGUACUAGGAGAGAUGGAUGCAUGGAUUAUUUGCCCCUUCUUUCUGCAAGGAGGGCGUUACACUAUUGAAGAUACACACUAUGUGGCUGAUUCUGACAGGCUUGUUCCUGCAGGAGAGACUGAGUUUGCUAAAGAUGCUGCCUUCGGCUAUAAAUGUUCAAACCUUCGUGAGUGGAUUGAGGAGAAAACAAAAGGUCGGGUACCAGCCAGUUGCGUUGCAUCUAUUUCCAUCCAGCUCUUAAGGAAAGGGGGACCAAGUUCUGUUUGUGAUCAUCUAUGCAACUUGAAGAAGGGAUCAGUAUGUGUUGUUAAUGCAGCUAGUGAAAAAGAUAUGGCUGUAUUUGCAGCAGGAAUGAUCCAGGCAGAACUGAAAGGGAAACGUUUCUUAUGCCGCACAGCUGCUAGUUUUGUUUCUGCUCGAAUUGGAAUAAGGCCAAAGGCUCCAAUAUUGCCAAAAGAUAUCGGAAUCAAGAACGAAAAGAAUGGUGGGCUUGUAGUUGUAGGGUCAUAUGUUCCCAAAACCACCAAACAGGUUGAGGAGCUUAAAUCACAAUUAGGUCAUAUAUUAAGAAGCAUUGAGAUAUCUGUUCAUAAACUUGCCAUGGGGUCAUUAGAAGAGAGAGAGGAGGAGAUCAAGCGGACAGCUGAAAUGGCUGAUGUUUUUCUUAAAGCCCGCAAAGACACUCUAAUAAUGACCAGCCGGGAGCUCAUCAAAGGGAAAUCUCCUUCUGAGAGUUUAGAAAUUAAUUUCAAGGUUAGCUCUGCAUUGGUGGAAAUUGUUAGACGGAUUACUACACGACCUCGUUAUAUAUUGGCAAAGGUAAUUUUAAUUAUAAUGUCUUGGCAUGACUUUUUCUUCCUUAACUUCUAUUAAACAGA
This is a messenger RNA of Nelumbo nucifera (sacred lotus), 3390 nucleotides long. The record is from RefSeq and is a predicted model, not a curated record. Lineage: Eukaryota; Viridiplantae; Streptophyta; Magnoliopsida; Proteales; Nelumbonaceae.